AUGUUUCAAUUUAUCUUAAUCAUUGCUCUUUUUCCUUAUUCACAUCCUGAAUCAUGUAUUUGUUCCGCUGAUAAAACUUCUUCUUGUUUAUAUACGAUAGUGAAUAAUGUUGUUCAAAUCCAAGGUUGUAAUUGUCCGAGUGGCUAUACAGCAUAUCUCGAGACAGCAACAACCGGUACAGACGAUCCGGAAGUUCGAUGUUUGGAUGAUAGCCUAACAACAACAGUCGUGUCCGAAAAAGAUAUGGAAAGAUUGGUUCAAGCUCAAUUAUUGCGAUGUCAUAUAUCAUCAAUGAAUGAGACAUGGGAAAACGUAACAAAAUAUUUGCUUGUGACAGCUGCAGCCUGGAUUGUAUUCUGGUGUUUGGCUUCCAUUGUGACGAACAUUCGACAUAAAAAUUACGGUCAUCAUCGAUAUAUUCAUCUGUUUGAAGAAGUUAUAAUCGUGCUACUGGUAGCUGUCAUAGGAGGAGUGAAUCGAUUUUUUCCAUUGAAAGAGACGAUAUGCAGAAUUAUUUCAAUAGCAAGUCAUUACUUGAUGGUAUCCGCAGCAACAGCCUUUCUAAUGGAAGCUAACUUUGCUCAUUCAAUGGUCCAUGGAAAAGCUAACAAGAAUGGAGUACCACCCGUUAUAUUGAAUUACAUUGUUCCAUUAGUUUUGCCAGCUUUACCAGCCGGUUUAACAUAUUAUUUUGAAAAAGAAUAUUAUGGAGCAUCACUUGUUCACUGUUUCGCAUCACUGACCCGUGAUAUGAUGUGGGGCUUUGUCAUACCAUCUUGGGUGUUAUUAUCAGCUGCUGUUGUGAAAGCUCAGCUCUCAUGUCUAUCUUGUGAUCUAACACAAAUGAAUCAAGACAAAUUGCAGUGUUUUUGGGCCAAACGGGCAGCAAAAGUAUUAGUGAUAGUGUCUGGCGGUUUGUACUCUCUCUGGCUAUUAACAAUGCAUGCAGUGGAGCAGUAUAAAAUCUAUCUGUUUAUACUGGAUUUUGUUCUUUGUCUGUUGUAUGGGCCGAUAUUGUUUGUCUGUCAUACUUAUUGUCAUGAGAAUACUUGCACUAAGUGGGGUGGAAAAGCAACAUGUUUAGGAUCCUUGUAUUAUAAGUGCAUUGAUCAAAAGUCACCAGUAAUAUAUGAAGAGAAAAUAGUUUAUGUUCCCAAUAAUCAAAAUGAUAAGGACAUCAGGAAGCCAUAUGAGAUACCAAAGCCAGCUGAUACUGUCUAUAUGAAUCCAGCAACAGCAAAGCCUACGGAAUUAGGUGGUGAUCAUGUUCCAGCUCAACGAUUCUAUUCCUGGUUGACAGAGCCAUCUUCUAAUUCCAAUAUUCUAUUUAAUCGUAACAAAUGA
Messenger RNA from Auanema sp. JU1783, 1344 nucleotides. The record is from the annotation of a GenBank genome assembly. Lineage: Eukaryota; Metazoa; Nematoda; Chromadorea; Rhabditida; Rhabditidae.